This is a messenger RNA of Schizophyllum commune H4-8, 3338 nucleotides long. RefSeq lists its product as uncharacterized. The transcript is spliced from 3 exons. NCBI's taxonomy places the organism in Eukaryota, Fungi, Basidiomycota, Agaricomycetes, Agaricales, Schizophyllaceae. Bases 293 to 3184 code for a protein of 963 amino acids. The record is from RefSeq and is a predicted model, not a curated record.
ACAAUGUAGGCCCGGGUCUGGGUGACCAGCGGUGGUGUGGAAUGAGUUACAGUAAGAGAGGCCGCGUGCUGGGCGCGGUUCCACGUGGCCGGAUUAUCGGGAUUCGGGAGGGGAAAGUCUGCGCCAUCAAAUUUAGUGAUCUCGCCUGCUCUUCCCCAACCACCAGCUCCUAACCGAGUUCCCCUCCUUCUGUGGCCAUCUCGCCGCAGAACACGCGCCCAACAAUCGCACACCCUGGAUUCUGCACCUAAAUGUACAUUUGCCCCAAGCCCACAAGCCAGAAAACCAGCAGAUGUCUCGUAUGUCGCCUCCUCGUCCCUAUACCGCAAAAUCCGUCGCCGUAAGCAGCUACAACCCCUCGGCGAACGACGACGAGGACAUCGACCUCGACCUCUGUCCAGUGUGCGACGGCGAGUGCACCUGCAACAACAACAAGCCGCCCCCCGCGCGCGUCUUCCUCGCCCCAGCCCACGAGAAUCGCACCAAUGUCCAUGCACCCACCCCGGAGCCCACUCCCUCCACGUCCGCCCCUCCCACCCCCAAGCUUCCCUCCCUCAAAAUCAAGCUCACCGUGCCCCCGAGUCUUCUCGACAAGCGGCGCGCGACGCCCUCGAGCAAACACGGCAAGCAUCACCAAUAUCACCAGGCGGUCAGCAACGUCGGCGCCUCCACCUCCUCCCAGCCACCCCCGAUCGUCGACCUAGCGAACAUGCCGAAGCGCCGCGGCCGCCCCACCAAGGCCGUCGUCGCCGCGCGCCUCGCUGCCGCCGCGCAGGCCGGCUUUACUCCCUCGCAGGCCGCGGCCCGCUUGCGCCAGCCCGCGCCCAAGAAAAUCUUCCAAGCCGGCAAAACGUACCAGUCGACCCUCCCGCGCCCCAAGUUUCCGCCCAGAGGCACGACCGACAAGAAGGGGAAGAAGAAGCAGGUGUUCGUACCCAAGAAGCGAAGGCGGGUCGUGUCGUCCGGCGAGUCGUCAUCCAGCUCAGACUCGUCGGACGAUGAAUUGCACGGUGCGGCGGCUUCGGAUGCGUUCCCCACAUUUGUGUCCGCGUCGGCGAUCUCGUCAUCAGGAGGCUCGUCAUCGGACAGCAGCAGUGAUGGCGACGAUAGCUCGUCCCCCUUGUCCGAAUUUGACUCGGACGACUCGAUCGCGGAAGAGGAGGAGAGCUUCAUCGUGUCGGAGGAGGCGAGAACGAGGGAGAAGGCGCGAGUCAAGAGGGAGCUCCUUGGUGAUGAAGGAAAACGACGCGAUCAACGCAACGGAUGGGUCAUCCGUUCGCGGAUAAGGAGCGAAGGACCGAGCGACGAGGAAAUGGCCGUGGACACCGACGCAACGGAGGACGAUGAAGAGCAGGGAAUGGAAGCCGAUGAAGAAGAGGAAGAAGAGGAUGAUGACGACGACGAAGACGGGUCCUCUCGUGUCGGCGAGGGAUACGUAGGCCUCGCUACUGGCUGGUCGGACGAUGAGGAGGAGUCAAGCUUCGACGCUGACCUCUUCUUCGCAAGCCUAGAAGCAUCCGACGAUGACAAAGACACCCCUGACGCCAACGACUCCGAUGCCACCAUGUCCGUGGAUGAGGAUGAAGACGCGGCUGCGCGUGACAAUAUGCCCUUCGAACUCGCCGAGGGCUGGAAUGGCGAGCUUCUAUUCACUAACGGCGCGCUACCCAGCGCAGAGCACUUGUACCAGCUCGAGUUCGAGACGACCGACGCGUCUGCUGCGCCCACCAGCCCCAGUCCCAGUCAGAGCGAGGACAUGGACACUACGGAAGGCGAAGAGGAUGGGUACGAGCAGGAUGUGGACGCUUACGAAGGCGAGGGCGAGGGCGAUACGACCGACGAAGAACUCGUGGGCGAGGACGAUCUCCCGAACGAGCGCGCGAUGCAGAUCUUCAGCUUCCCGCCCAGUGUCUCUGCCAUCAAUCCGCUCUCGACCAUGAGCCCCGUUGUUUCUCGCACCCGUCCGCGGCUUGGCGCCGGCGUCGGGGGCGUCGACUCCCUCAGGCCGGCUGACAUCCUCGCGGGCCGCGCGCUGUUUGGUGCCGAGUUCCCUGGAGACGAGUCGGACGAGUUUGAUGAGCCCGAUGUGCGGAGCCCCUCGCAUGGCAGGAGCACGUCGAGUGGGCAAGAGGGUCCACGGGAGGGCGCGUUCGAGAUGGUGGUGGGCACGAAACAUGUAGUGAUCGACGACGCAAAGAACAAUAUUCCGUCGCCGCAUCCGAGGAUUGGAAGGGGCAGGGGCAGGGGCAGAGGUAUCUCUGUUUCGAGCCUGUCAGGAUUGGGUCCAGCGGAGGGGAUGGAGGCAUUCCUUCGCCAACUUCCUUCCCUCCGUCCUUCGUCGGUCCCAGCCCCCGCACGCCUCGAGCAUGUCUUCUCGGGCUCCGAGAGCGAAGUGCUCUCACCCGAACCUUUCCGUGCACCUAUGCAGCUCGACAGCGCCUUUCAAGAUCCUGCCAACUUCCAGGAACCCAUCGAACUCGACGACGUUCUCGACAGCUCAUUCAUGGACGCUGAGAGCCCUUGGGAAGACGCGAGUGGCACUGACGAUGCACACCCCGGUGAUGGGCGACACCUCAAGAGCCUGCGGCGGUGGGACCUCAUUUCGGUGGGCGCGUUCAGACAGAGUCAUGGCGCGGUUGUCGCCGGUCGCAGCGAUGCGCCUGGAUGGACGUCGGAUACGGGCGAUUUGUCGGGCAUGAUCCGCGCUAGCCCGAUGCGGCAUCAUCUGCUGUGGGAAGAUACGAGGCGGCGCGCGCCUCGCUUGAACCAGUCUAGGCGGCACGAAAGCCCUGACCGCAAUGGUGACCGCACGCCAACGCAGGGUAUGGACACGACAGUCGACGGAGGGCAACAGUCCGCUUCUGGCCUACCAUCAGGCAUCGUCCAAUCCCCCACCCCCAACACCAAUUCAUCACCGUCCCUCGACAUCAUCCAUCACCUCGAUGCCAACCACUUGAAGACCCGCAAGCAGCUCCGUCAAGAGCGGAAGAUGAAAGGCAAGGCCUUGGCCGCGCAGAACCAGCAGCAACAGCAAUACUCGCGAGGCCAUAGGCAUCAUCUGGGUCACCAGGUUCAGAAGCAUCAGCGGCAGCACCAUCCGAACAACAAGUCGCGGCCGAUGAAUGGGGUGCAGAGGGGGAUGGGAAAGGGGUUUGGGUCGAGCUCGCCGGUGCCGUCGAUCUAGGUUCGCUCGUUGUCGAGACGGAUUCUGUGUCGCGCUGAGGAGGGAAGUGGGGGAAGUGCUUUGUGUAUAAUUUCGUUGGCGUUUACGGACGUCAUUUUGACUUUCUUUAUUCUGGCCUAUUUACUGUAAUGCACCCGCUGGCGGCGGGCGCUGC